CACAGUUUGCUACACUUCAUUCACCCCUCCCUCGUCUCAGCCUCUAAUAAUCACAUGGGAAGGAAGAGGAGGAGAACAUCAACCCGGAGCUAUAUGCACCUGCCUGGCUACCAGAAGCAGCUUUCCGUUUUCCACAUGGAGUGAUCUGAUCUCCGGCUGCAGGUGGCGCUGUGCUGACAGAAACUAAAUGCCCAUGAUGAUGCAGCUGAGGACUCUGUGUGGUUUGCUCCUGGUUGGCACUAUCGCGGUCCUCUGCAAAGAAAACAAAGGACAUGUAUCUGUUGUCCUCCUUGGGGCUACCGGGGAUUUGGCUAAAAAGUACCUAUGGCAGGGUCUAUUCCAGCUCUAUCUGAAUGAGGUAAAUAGAGGCCACAGCUUUAGCUUUCAUGGAGCUGCUUUGACACCCCCAGAACAAGCAGAGAUUGUUAUGUUUAAUGCGUUGAAGUCUCUAAGCUGUCCUGGAGAUGUUACCCCAGACAGGUGCGCCCUUGUGAAAGACCAGUUUCUGAAGCUAACCCGCUACAGACAACUUAAGACAGCACAGAACUAUACAGCACUGCACCAGGAUAUACUAAGCUCAUUAGCUGAAGAGAGCCUCCACGAGGCUGGCAGGCUCUUCUAUUUGUCAGUGCCACCGUUCGCCUAUGCUGAUAUUGCUCGAAACAUCAAUGCCAGCUGCCGGCCGCCUCCAGGCGCAUGGCUACGAGUGGUUCUGGAGAAACCGUUCGGUCAUGACUAUGAGUCUGCCAAGCAGCUGGCCGGUGAACUGCAAACGUUCUUCCAAGAAGAAGAGAUCUACCGGGUGGAUCAUUACCUAGGGAAGCAGACCGUUGAACAGAUUCUGCCUUUCCGACGUCGCAACCAAAAGCACCUAGGACCAAUUUGGAACAGACAGCAUGUGGACCGAGUAGAGAUUGUCAUGAAAGAAAUGGUUGAUGCUAAAGGGCGCACCAGCUUUUAUGAAGAAUAUGGCGUUAUACGUGAUGUCAUCCAGAAUCACUUGACCGAAAUCUUGACUGCUGUGGCAAUGGAGGUGCCUCACAAUUUCUCCAACUCAGAUGAUGUCCUAAGAGCAAAGCUUGAGUUACUGGAUUCUCUUCGUGACCCAGAACAUAGCAGUGCUGUCAUUGGUCAGUACCAGAACUACCUGCCGCAGGUGAGAGAGGAGUUGGAGAAGCACCCAAACUACUUCACCAACACACAGACCUUUGCAAGUGUCCUUGUUUAUAUUGAUAAUGUACGGUGGGAAGGUGUGCCCUUCCUCCUGGUAUCUGGUAAAGCUUUAGAUGAGAGGACUUCGUAUGCCAGAGUUGUUUUUAAGGACAAUGUGUUUUGUCUCCAAAAAGAACAAAACGAAGACACUGGGACAAAUCCUUGUAAACCCAGACAGAUUAUCUUCCAUAUUGGACAUGGAGCACUGGGCUUCCCAGCUGUUCUAGUGUCCCGGAGUCUGUUCAGGCCAAGCCUUAUAUCUAGCCAGUGGCAAGCGGGAUCGGAGAUCCCAGCCCCCUCUCUCUUUGGACAGCCUCUAGCUGAUUAUUAUGUGUACCGUCCAAUUGAAGAAAGAGAUGCCUAUUCUAUACUAAUAUCAAACAUCUAUCGUGGAAAGAAGGAAUCCUUCAUCACAACAAAAAACCUGCUAGCUUCAUGGAAGUUCUGGACUCGGCUUCUGGAGAGUAUAGAUGGAGAGUCACCUAGGGUCUACCCGGGAGGUUCAGAGACUGGCCAUUUGCUAGACUUUGCAAUAGAACAUGGUGGCUUACAUUUUGUUACAGAUGAGCAUUUAGAAAUUAUGGGUAUGAAGGAUAAAUCAAAUACCUUUGCUUCUGCUCAAUCUAACUUCCUUGGCAACACAAUGGUGUCUAACUGGGCUGAGCAGCUAAUACAGAAGUUAGCACAAGAUAUACAGACUGAAGCCGAUGCCGCUGUGAAGCGUUCGGGUGUUUUCCACCUGGCCCUCUCAGGUGGCUCCAGCCCUAUUGCCUUGUUUGAAAGGUUGUCUGUGCACCACUAUGGCUUUCCCUGGAAACACACUCACUUGUGGAUGGUUGAUGAGCGAUGUGUGCCAUUCACAGACCCAGAUUCUAACUUUGGGAGCCUUGAAAGACAUCUUCUACGUCGUGUGAGAAUCCCCUAUGUAAAUAUCCACCCCAUGCCCGUAUACAGAAACCAGAGGCUCUGUGCUGCAGAAGAUAUGGGCUCUGAGACCUAUGCUCAAGAGAUAUCUGCUCUUGUAAGCAAUUCAAGUUUUGAUCUAGUGCUUUUGGGCUUAGGUAAUGAUGGCCACACUGCCUCCAUCUUCCCUGGUUCCAAGGAUUUAAUCUCAGGAGAUAAACUGGUUCUGUUAUCAGAAAGUCCAUUAAAGCCUACACAUAGGAUGAGCCUUAGCCUCCCGCUCAUUAACAAGGCCCGUAAAGUUGCUGUUCUAAUAUUGGGUAAAGGGAAGAAUGAUAUUCUAACAUUAAUCAGCAGAGCGGAAAGUAAUCCUAAUAAAUGGCCUAUCUUUGGUGUAAACCCCACAUUUGGGGACUUGGUCUGGUACGUUGAUUACGAUGCACUGUUUAGGUAAAAGGACUUUGUGCUCUGUCAUGAAUGUGCCUCCCCACCACAUAUUAAUAAAAGGACACAAUGGUACAUACAAAGUAAUCCACAGGUGACUUAAUUAGUAACUUCUUUUAUAUUAAAUCAACAUUUUAUACUGUUUUGACAAAUCCUACAUUUUUGUACAACACAAAAAAACUAAGUGACUAAGCUAGCCUGAUAUUAAACUAGAAAAAACAUACAGAUUUUGCUAAUACUUUUUAUUCAUCUAGAAGUCCAAGGGGCCGAUGAAAUGCGAUGUGCAAUGUCCCAGCUAUGCACAUAUUACCCGCUUAUGAUAAUGCCGGCAUUGCAAGAUUUCCUUUGCAUCUCUAUGUGGCGCAAGGAAAAACUUGAGAUGCUGAUGGAUGCAACAAACUGUUCUGGGACGGCCAAUCGCUUCGAUUGUGCAGAAUUGUAUUCCUCCCUAUGUAUCUUAUUUCUAGUUAUAAAAUUAGUGGUCAUGCAAGUGGCGGGAAGGCGACAAUGCUGGUUCUUAAAUUUGGAUAUACCGAUUGGGUGAGCAGAAGAGCUGUGUCAUGCCUUCACUAAAAUACACCUACACCAUGUCCUUGUACACUCAGGUUAUAUCUUGUGGGGUGCUUAUAUUCUUCUUUUAUGGGAGUACUUUUUAUAUCCACAGAAAUACAAAGGACUACUGUCCUCUGGUUUCUGAUAAAAUUUCAAUUAGCAAUGGGAUCAACCACUUCUACUUUAUUAUAGAGAAUUGAUAUUGUUCAUCUAAUAGUCACCAGCUAGUUAAUGGCGUUUGUUGUAAUAUGUUUUUUACCUGUAUCAAAAUAAGAAAUAUAUAUUUUGUUAACGUGCAUAUUUUAGCUAAACAAAUAGGGGAUUAUUCAAUACUGUGAAAUGUUGUUUCAUCUUAAUAUCAAUGUGACAGGAGUAUUUUUUUUUUUUUUUUUUUUUUUUUUUUUUUUUCAUUUUUCUUUUUUUCUUUUGGAGAAUUAAAUGAUAUUUGAACCUAUUGUUGAUCAUUUAAAAAUUGUUUUCUUACAUGCAGAUGUUGCUUCCCAACUAGUAAGAAACUCCUAGUUUGCCUGCUUAUGCAAAGUGAUAAUUGGCAGAUCGUUUACAAAACAUUACUUUAAUAUUUCAAACUUUUUUUUGUUAUAAUGCCUUCAUUCCUCUCUUCUAUAUUGGAACAUUUUAAAUAAUUGACUUGGUGUUUGAAAUCCUCAUUAAAGAGACACCAAGCAUAAUUAUAAGUUGAUUUAAUAUGAAAAAGGGGCUUUAAAACAAAACAAAAAAUUACUGAUCUUGCUUACAGCCCUAACAUAUAAGCCCUACAGCUAUUGCCUGAAGCCAUUUUAGACUUUGAAAAGUUUAUUUUCCAACACAGUCCUAGUCUCCAACAAAUGUAGCUUAAAUAUGUCUUGUAUCUGUUUUCAAACUUUGUGCUGCUUGGAACGUUGUUAUAUAAAAAUGUAAAAGUAUUUGAGUAUAGGCUUUGUGAAUACAAGAUAACUACUGACCUAAUUAAACCACCAGGGGGUGCUCAAUCGACAUGUAAAUAUUACAAUGGUACGGUACUGGGUACAGGAUGUAUCACACCUGUUUUUGCUUCACUGUUGGUUAUAAAGCAAUAUAAUUUUAGUUCUGGGUGAAGUUUUUUUUAUUUUACUGUUCCUCUGUAUUCCGGGUUAACGUAAAGGAAUUACUGAAAAUGUCUAUUUCUGGUACUUGAGGGGAUUGAAAACUGUUAUUUAGACACUAUGGCAGGCAUUUCCAACCUCGGUCCUCAGCACACACUAACAGUGCAGGUAUCAGUGAUAUCCAGGCUUCAGCACAGAUGGUUAAAUCAAAAUAACUGAGGUACUAAUCAAGCCAACUGUGCUCAAGCAUGGCUAUCACUGUUAGUGUUCCUGGAGGACCAAGGUUGGAAAAGCCUGCACUAUGGGGCAAAUGUAAUAGAGUGCGAGUUGCGGAGGUGCAGGACUUCGGGCGUGAAUGCCCUUAUUAUUAAAGCAGAAAUAAUUGACAGGCAUAAGUAACCUGGUUGCUUCCGCACCUCCGGCAACUCCAUGGGUUAAAUUUACUUGUCUUCGGUGGUGUCUGGGUUUAAAGGGUCAAUCAUAAUAUAACAAAUAAAAAAUGUACCCUUAUGUUAUUCAAAACCAAUAUGGAGCUGUUUAUUUCUUUUACAUAUUCUGGCCAAACUCUUGAGCUAUUGAAUAACAUAGUUUCUCAUUUACAAAUAUUCCUCAAAGGUCUAAUUGACUCUAUUUAAUUCUCUAAUCUGGUAAAUCCCCCAGAUGUAAUGUUGGUAAAAUCAUUGUUUCCUGUUGUCCUUGCAUUUGUUUUCUCCUGCAUUAAAGUUUAACAUUUCAGUGUUCAA
This is a messenger RNA of Pseudophryne corroboree (corroboree frog), 4936 nucleotides long. It is a transcript of the gene H6PD, whose product is annotated as hexose-6-phosphate dehydrogenase/glucose 1-dehydrogenase. Gene Ontology annotation, cellular component: endoplasmic reticulum. Gene Ontology annotation, molecular function: NADP binding; glucose-6-phosphate dehydrogenase activity; 6-phosphogluconolactonase activity. Gene Ontology annotation, biological process: pentose-phosphate shunt, oxidative branch; pentose-phosphate shunt; glucose metabolic process. The transcript is spliced from 5 exons. The coding region runs from base 188 to 2569 and encodes 793 amino acids. The record is from RefSeq and is a predicted model, not a curated record. NCBI's taxonomy places the organism in Eukaryota, Metazoa, Chordata, Amphibia, Anura, Myobatrachidae.